Exophiala aquamarina CBS 119918 is the source of this 1374-nucleotide messenger RNA. RefSeq lists its product as uncharacterized. The record is from RefSeq and is a predicted model, not a curated record. The transcript is spliced from 3 exons. The coding region runs from base 1 to 1374 and encodes 457 amino acids. Lineage: Eukaryota; Fungi; Ascomycota; Eurotiomycetes; Chaetothyriales; Herpotrichiellaceae.
AUGGCCAAUCGCAAUUUCAGCAGCCCCAAUACCCACCAGGUCCAGGCGGAUACGGACAAGUUCGUUGAUCUUUCACACAUGGGACCCCCACCCGGUCAAGCUCCUUAUCCAGGCGGCCCACCACCACCACAGCAACAGUAUGGAGGCCCCGGCGGUCCCCAAGGCGGCCCUGGCGGCCCUGGUGGCCCGCCGCCCGCACCUGUUGGCAAUGUAGGCGGCUAUAAGCAACUCCUGCAGCAAGCAAUUCAAGAGAAAGGACUCCACAACUUCUAUCCUCCCAACAGCCCUGCACUUGAUCACAUUGCCAACCGGGCCACACAGCAAGUCGCGCAGCUCGCACAAACAUGGCGCAUCAGCACGGAAAUUGCUUCUGAUAUUGUCAAGCUUGCUCUCUAUGACGUCAUCCUUUACAUUGACGACAGCGGUAGCAUGCAAUUUGAAGAGAAUGGUGAACGAAUUGACGAUCUCAAGUUGAUAUUGUCGCGUGUUGCAUAUGCCACAUCUCUCUUCGAUGAGGACGGCAUUCAAGUCCGUUUCAUGAAUUCGACCGAUCAAGGCAAUGGUAUCCGCAGCGAACAGCAAGUGAAUGAGAUGAUUGGCCGAACCCGAUUCUGCGGCUUGACCCCCAUGGGUCGUGAGUUGCAGAACAAAAUUCUAGGCCCGUUGGUCCUCCAAAAUGCUCGCAACGGAAGCCUUCGCAAGCCAAUCUUGGUUAUUACCAUCACUGAUGGCCAACCCACCGGUGAAAGCUCCUCUGAUUUGGCUAAGAUCAUCAAAAAUGCUUCUGAUGAGCUUUCUCGCAAUCCUCGGUACGGUAAGGGUGCGUUGGCAUUCCAAUUCGCCCAGGUCGGAAAUGAUCUCAAGGCUCGGGAGUUCCUGAGCAAGCUGGACGAGGAACCGACUAUUGGAGAUAUCAUUGACUGCACAUCCAAUUACGAGGUUGAGGCCGAUGAAAUGUCACGUGCAAACCCACCAGUCCAAUUGUCACCGGAACUCUGGCUCAUCAAGCUUCUUCUCGGUAGCAUCGACUCGAGCUACGACUCUAAGGAUGAGAAGAGUAACGCUCCACGACCUCCACCGCAAGGUGGCUAUGGUGGUCCUCCUCAACAGGGGGGAUACGGUCAACCACCAUAUGGGCAACAACAGGGUGGUUAUGGUGGUCCUCCACCGGGUCAAGGCGGCUAUGGUGGUCCUCCUCCUCAGCAGGGAGGAUAUGGACAACCACCAUAUGGACAGCAACAGGGUGGUUAUGGCGGUCCACCACCCGGCCAGGGUCAAGGUCAGUACGGCAAACCAGCCCAGGGAGGUCCUGGUGGAUAUCCUGGUCAGCAAGGCGGCUAUGGUGGUGGUGCUCCUCCCCCACCGAGGUACUAA